Molecule: messenger RNA, 861 nt
Organism: Benincasa hispida (wax gourd)
Lineage: Eukaryota; Viridiplantae; Streptophyta; Magnoliopsida; Cucurbitales; Cucurbitaceae
Source: RefSeq, a predicted model, not a curated record
AUGAAUGAGGUUCAAAAUGUAGUUCAAAUUCGUGAAGAUAAGGAUAUAGCUUGGUUUUUGGCUUUAGUUAAGGAACAAAAUACACGACAUCCUUUAGUUGCUCAUGCCAGUAGUUCAUGUUUGGAAGUGUCUUCUAAUGUUGUUUCUAGUGGAGCUGAGAAUUAUUUGUCUACUGUUCCUUCUUCUAAACCUAUAAUUGAUGAUGGUGAUUUCCAAAAUUCACAUGGACUAAUAGGUUUCAUGUUACGUCAAUUUGAACUUGCUCGAUCUGUUCAAUUGCGACCUUAUAAUGCAAUCGCAUUCUCGGGCCCAAUUGCUGUUUUUGUUUCUGUAUUCCUGAUUUAUCCACUAGGUCAGUCUGGUUGGUUCUUUGCGCCUAGUUUUGGUGUAGCAGCUAUAUUUCGAUUCAUCCUCUUUUUCCAAGGGUUUCAUAAUUGGACAUUGAACCCAUUUCAUAUGAUGGGAGUUGCGGGUGUAUUGGGCGCUGCUCUGCUAUGGCGCUUUCAUGGUGCUACCGUAGAAAAUACCUUAUUUGAGGAUGGGGAUGGUGCAAAUACAUUCCGUGCUUUUAACCCAACUCAAGCUGAAGAAACUUAUUCAAUGGUCACUGCUAAUCGCUUUUGGUCCCAAAUCUUUGGGGUUGCUUUUUCCAAUAAACGUUGGUUACAUUUCUUUAUGUUAUUUGUACCAGUAACUGGUUUAUGGAUGAGUGCUCUUGGAGUAGUUGGUCUGGCCCUGAACCUACGUGCCUAUGACUUCAUUUCUCAGGAAAUCCGUGCAGCGGAAGAUCCUGAAUUUGAGACUUUCUAUACCAAAAAGCCAAAAUAAAUGAUUUUAGCCCUUAUAAAAAGAAAACUUAUU